This is a messenger RNA of Saprolegnia parasitica CBS 223.65, 1286 nucleotides long. RefSeq lists its product as hypothetical. The transcript is spliced from 4 exons. The record is from RefSeq and is a predicted model, not a curated record. Lineage: Eukaryota; Oomycota; Saprolegniomycetes; Saprolegniales; Saprolegniaceae. Bases 32 to 1267 code for a protein of 411 amino acids.
AGAGCGUUUCAUUUCGAUAUUGCCAUUGACGAUGGCCAGCGACGACGAGCUCUUGCUGCGGACCUUCCCACUGACGCCGUCGCCGCCCUUGGCCUCCGCAGCGUCAACGCCGUCGCCACUGCCGGCUGCGAUCGAGAGCACGGACGACUUUUUCCUCGACCUGCCCUCGAUCAACAAACUGCUGCUCUCCGAGACAUCGUCGACCGAGAGCGACAAGGACACGCCGGCGACGCGCAAGGCCAAAAAGUCGAAGUCGCUCGCCGCCGGUGACGAAGACCCGUACAGUCGCCAGCACCGGUACCGGAAACGACAGAAGGACGAGCGGCAAUUCCUACGCGACCAAGUGCAAUCGCUCACAGCGCAGCUCCGGCAACUGCGCGACGUCAAGACGGUCGAGCUCGCGUCGAGUUCCGAGUGGCAAAAGAUUGUGCGCACGCAGCGCGUUCACGCCCACCAAGCGACGCUGGAAAACACGCGGCUCAAGCGCGCGCUUGAGGACCAGCUCAAACUCGCCAACACGCUCGACCAGCUCCUCGUCAAGCGCCCGCGUCUGCUCAAGUUUCCGACGCUGGACGUGGUCGACUGGAAAUUCCGCAAAAUGCCCGCCGACCCGAGCGCGCGCGAGGCCUCGUUUCACGCGAUGAUCGACGACGCGUACAGCCAGGUCGAGUCGAUCCUGUUGCAGAAAGGCCUUCGCGACGCACCGGACGGGCACCACGCCAUCGACAUCACAAUGCCGGAUGGUGACGACUGCAUCGUCAUCGAUGUCCAGAGUGUCCGCGUUCUGAACGUCGACUUUCUUGACAAUUGCAACAAGUGCUGGAGUCUGUGGUGUGAGCCCGACGUUACCACGACGGCCAAGAUCCCAACCGUCAACAUCAAGGUUCUCGAUCGGUUUGGCCCGGACGCGGCGUACCUCCAAGACAUUGGGUCGUUUAGGGACCAGAAACCUUACCUCUUCAUGCGCAGCGCUAUCAAGCGCUACGUCGAGAAGGACCGCGCAGUGAUCGUCAUGCGGACGGUGCUCGAUGACCCGCUGCACCCGCCACCGCCUGGCCUUUUUAUCGGCAACCACACUGCCUUCUGCCUCCUGGAGCGCCUCGGCGGUGACAAGUGUCGUCGCACAAUGUGCAUGCUUGGGCAGCUGCCGAUCCAAGCACCCGGCACCGGCCCGUUGGCCGACGAGCCGCCCAUGAUGGUCUGCGAUUAUGUAUUGAGCCACACAACGCAAACAUCCCACCUCAUUGAGGAUAUUCUCGGCGAAUAAGUGAAGCAAGUGUUUCCGC